UCAAGAUUUUUGUCAGACGUCAGGAUUUUCACGAGGCCAGCAGCGUCAGAUUCGUGGAAAUAUCGAAAAUCGCUUCCAUCAUUUUACUGUCCACGCAAGAAUAAGGACUGCUUCAUUGAGAACAUUACCCAAUUCAUAAAACGUCCCACGUGCUGUGAGAAUUCCGGGUAGCAGAAUUCAACAUUGUAAACCCGUGAAAUCCCAGCAGAAUAUCGCAAAUGGAAGCGAGGAUUUCGAAGCGCAACUUUGUCACAGUCAUGUUCGUUGGCUUUGUCAAUUACUUGGAGUGGUCCAUAGUAAUGGCUUCGAUAUUUCCUUUUAUCAAAAAGAUAUCACAUCUUACACAAGAGUCCCAACAACAGAGAGCACAAGUGUUCCUCGCCCUGGCACAAAGCCUGUUUCCCCUUGGCCAAGGCCUGUCGCAGGCAGCCACUAGCCUUGCGGUGAAAAGGCUUAGAGAGGUUAAAGUUGUACUGAUUGUCACUCUCAUCAUUGCCGUUGGGGGUAAUGCUAUGUAUAUGUCAGCAACCAUUGCUGAUAGUGUCAUACUCAUUAUAGCGGGUAGAGCUGUUGCGGGUCUUGGUGCAGGGAGUGGUGGAGUUGCAUAUUGUUUUAUUGGAGCCAACACUCCUCGUGAGAGUCGAGCUAAAUACAUGGGCUAUUAUCGUGCCAUCUGUAUGCUUGGUGUUUUAAUUGGGACUAUCGUGGCAACAUUACUAGCUGACUUUGAAAAAACAAACGUUGGUAAAGCAACAGGACUGAAUGAGUGCACAGCGCCUGUUGUCAUCAGUAUCACAUGCCUUGUUGCCUCACUUUUCCUAGUCGUCUUAGCUCUGGAUGAGUCAAACUACAUACUAUUAGGUGACGUCCAAAGGCACAUUAGUACGGGCUUUUCCAUACCCAACAGGGGGGUCAUCCUCUGCUUGAUGCUGUUUUUCCUAAAUGGGUUCAUCACCACAUGGGUUGGAUACAUAAUGCAGCUUAUUGCGUAUAACCAUCUGGGAUGGCACCUUGAGGCGUUCGGUUGGCUGACGGUGGGUGUGUCAGCGGCUGCCUCCAUGGGGUCACUUGGUACCACCUUUCUCGCCAAGUCUGAGUGCUUCAGGAGAGAUGGAGAGCGAACCACCAUUACUAUCAGCUACGUUUUCAUGGUAAUCGGGAUCAUGGCAGUGUAUCUUUCGUGCCCUAUGGUUAUGCCUAGAGAGUCUUCAGAAUUCCAGGAAGUGACGUUUGUUAGUGGUGUGGUAGUCGUCUUUCUGAUGUAUUCUGUAUGCGGUGUAGUACUUCCAUGUCUAACCACCAAGUUCGUCGACAAGACAAUGAUUCCUGUGAUCAUGCCGCACUGCCUCGCGGCCAUGUCCUGCGGCAAAGUGAUGGCUCCGCUCCUGGCCAAGGCGGAGCUCCUUCUUGGCUGGGACGCAGUGUUCCUUGGUACGGGGAGUAUGGCUGCUUUGAUUCUCUUCGUCUUUUUAUGUUUGUACCGACCCCCCUCAUACGAGGAGACCCCCUUGCUGCGACCAUUAGACGUGGAGAGAAGUAACAGGUCAGAGUCCGAUUAUAGUCAUGCAUCACAAUGAGGAACCGGAAAGGAUCCUCCUCCCCUACCCGAGGAGACGCCCUUUCCCCCACACGAGGAGACGCUCAUCCCACGCCCUUCUGCCAUGGAGAGAAGUAACAGGACCAAAUCCAACUAUAGUCAUGCAUCACAAUGAGGAACCGGAAAGGAGCCUCCUACCCUACCCGAGGAGACGCCCUUGCCCUCACCAGAGGAGACACCAUUUCUAGGCAUUUGUGUCUUUGAGAGUAGUAAAGGCGCACCAAACAGCCAAAGAAAUCGGCAUUGCUUCUUUAACGUAAACGUAAUGUUUAAAAAAAAAAAAGGAAAACUGGGAACAUUUAUUAUCUCCUUGUGGCGGCAGCCAGCAGUGCAGAAAUAUAAAUACGAGAGUAAGCAAAACAACACAACACACAACAUGUGACUGUAUCGAGUGCAUUUUGAAACACCGUGCAGUAUUACUGCUGUUGAGUGGAUGGGUUUUAUGUAUUUUGUCUGAUGAAAACAUCAUGAGUAAAAAUAAUGUUAUUGACGAUA
This is a messenger RNA of Nematostella vectensis (starlet sea anemone), 2092 nucleotides long. RefSeq lists its product as uncharacterized. Gene Ontology annotation, biological process: transmembrane transport. Bases 219 to 1577 code for a protein of 452 amino acids. NCBI's taxonomy places the organism in Eukaryota, Metazoa, Cnidaria, Anthozoa, Actiniaria, Edwardsiidae. The transcript is spliced from 7 exons. Gene Ontology annotation, molecular function: transmembrane transporter activity. Gene Ontology annotation, cellular component: lysosomal membrane. The record is from RefSeq and is a predicted model, not a curated record.